Sphaeroforma arctica JP610 is the source of this 1014-nucleotide messenger RNA. RefSeq lists its product as hypothetical. The record is from RefSeq and is a predicted model, not a curated record. The transcript has a single exon. Lineage: Eukaryota; Ichthyosporea; Ichthyophonida. The coding region runs from base 111 to 809 and encodes 232 amino acids.
UAAAAACCAAAGAGAGAAGACAAAGAGUAUAUAAAGGCAGCAGAGUGAGCAAUGUGGAACACUAAAAUCAUUACAAUUGCCUACCAACAUAAUAGUCGCUUCUAAACACCAUGAUCUCAUACAUUAUUUCUACCGUUGCUGUCUUCUCAGCCAUCACCUUGAAUGUGCAGUCAGUCACUGUCAGACAAGCGGCAUCCACAGACAUCGGAGACCUCUGUGGUGCUAUUACCGAUAAGGCGGAGUGCAAUGUACACGAGUUCUGUUCAUACAAGGACGAUCAAGUAGAGUGCAAUAAACUAAAUUCCUGGGUAGAGGCCAUUAAUAACCCUAUGUGCAUUGCUUACACCACUGCUAUCGAAUGCGAGGCCGAUCUACUGUGCAAUCAAGGCAAGAACACUCUCAGAUGUAAGGGAGAAAACGACUAUUUGUACUUGAAUGAGAAUGGAACCGCGGUUGCCACCGGUAUUGUGCAGCCCACUGGAGGUGAGUAUGUACACACGUCCAAGUACUGUCGAACCUAUCUAACCGAGGCAGAGUGCGCAGCCGGACCCCACUUUGGCACUGUGUGCGAAUGGGAGGAAGCGGAGGCAGCGGUACCCGCUACAGCAACCGAGUCGGCCGUCGAAGCAAAGGCAGCGCAGUGCGGUAACAAGAAAAGGACCAACGAGGCCGCCAAUGAUUUGAUAUGUAGACCUGAUUCAGUGCCUUUGGAAGCUGAAGCUUGUGCGGAAGAUAUGCGCUGUGAACUUGGACUUGUAGGUUCCGAUGAGAGCUGCAAGCCUUCCGACCAGAUCAUUGUACUCAUCUGAAUAGAAUAACACGGGGGGAACUAUAAAAUGGACAAAACGAUAAAACGUACUGCAUCUGUCGAACUAUGAACAAACAAUACGUACUAGUAUGGAUCUGCGCUGUAUAUUAAUCCAUAUAAGUAUACUUACAUGAGAAUGAAUGUAUAAAUAGAUAUUCACGUACAAAUAUAUGUUCGUAAUAUAUAUAUAUAUAUAUAUAUAUACA